This is a messenger RNA of Labeo rohita (rohu), 1209 nucleotides long. Its product is annotated as SLA class II histocompatibility antigen, DQ haplotype D beta chain. Bases 239 to 1069 code for a protein of 276 amino acids. The record is from RefSeq and is a predicted model, not a curated record. Gene Ontology annotation, cellular component: MHC class II protein complex; membrane. The transcript is spliced from 5 exons. NCBI's taxonomy places the organism in Eukaryota, Metazoa, Chordata, Actinopteri, Cypriniformes, Cyprinidae. Gene Ontology annotation, biological process: antigen processing and presentation of exogenous peptide antigen via MHC class II; immune response; immunoglobulin production involved in immunoglobulin-mediated immune response. Gene Ontology annotation, molecular function: MHC class II protein complex binding.
CGAUGAGCAGGAGAAAUAGUUCUGUCCUACACAAUAAUAGUCUAUUGUUCCUCUUAGAGGCUUUAUGCACCAAACUUCUUGUUGAAUAAAUAAAUAUAAAUGGUUAAAAAUGCACUUUAGAAUCGAUGUUUUUAUGUGAGGAUCGAUCCGCCCAUCCCUAAGUUUUACUGGCAUUGUGUACUUUUUUCCUCCUAGUCUCAAAUCAUGAGGAAGUAUCCAAAAGCAGGGAAGCGUAUGAAUGCUUUCAUUAUUCAGCCUGAUUUUCAACACUCUGCUCCUCAAACAGCACUUGAAGAACAACACGGAGAUGAAGUGGACACUCAGAUUUGGACUUGUCCUGGUGGGCUUUGCUUUUUGGUGUGUUUCGUCUAAAGAUGUUUAUGUGUUCCAGAACGUUGUUGACUGUGAGUUUAGCAAAGAGGAUUUGUCUGACAUGGUCUACAAAGUGAAGCUGGUCUUCAACCAAAAGCUUAUGUGCAGUUACGACUCAAGGGUGGGCAAGUAUGUUGGUUAUGAUGAGUAUGGGAUUAUUAAUGCUAACCAUUACAACAAUCAGAGCUGGAAGAUGAAAGAGCGGAAGGAGGAGGUGGAAACGCUGUGCAAAGCUAAUGCCAGACUUUAUAUCAAAAGCGAAACAAGAAAGGUGGCACCCGUUGUUAUCGUACGCUCCAAUGGUAAGGCUCGUUACGGUCAGCUGACCACGUUGGAGUGCCAUGCGUACGAUUUCUAUCCCCAGGCCAUCAAUGUCACCUGGCUGCUGGACGGAUCAGAGGUCACUGGUGACGUGGUCUCUACUGAAUUCAUGGAUAAUGGGGAUUGGAGCUACCAGAUGCAUUCGUAUCUGGAGCUGGUGCUCCAUAGAGGAGUCACAGUGAGCUGCCGAGUGGAGCACAGUGGGCUGGAGGAACCUCUCGUCGUUCAGUGGGACUCGAGCUUUCUCGAUACCAGAAUCACAAAGAUAGUUGUGGGUUGCUCUUUUUUCAUUAUCGGCCUUGUUGUGGCCCUUUCUGCUCUAUACUGGUACUUCAAGAAACAGCACAGAGGUUUUAACUCUCUUCCCCUGCAUUGAGAGUUGUAAUGAUUUUGUGAUGUUAAGGGUUGAAUCCAGUAGGAGUUAUCAACUCUGCUUUUGCAUGUGUGUAUGUAAAUAUUUUAUUUCCUCCUGUUGUUGUAUAUUAUUACUACUUUUAAUAAAGGCUUAAUGGCUUA